GUUCCCCUCGUAGGUCCAUUUUUAUUUUGGAUGGAUGAUAUAGACCAGCACGCGUCCGAGGCAAUACAGGAUUUAAGUGGGUGACGAGAGAGUCACUCCAGUCGUCCUCUUGCUCUAGUUCUUAGGGAAUCCGGCCCCAAAGUCUCAGCGCUCGCCGUCGGUUGCUGGCGAAACCUUCAUCAUGUCCACACCGCGUAUAUCCUUUCGGGUGCCAACGCCUUCUUCUUCUGCUGAUGCCAACGAAGAUGUGGCUUCUGGAUCAGGUGUCAUCACUCAGGAUAUAGCGACCGCUCCAGGGAAAGAUAGAGAGAGGGAUCCAGUCUAUGGAGGAGAAUUGACAAAUCUUGGACCAGGAGAGGAAGGAAGUAUGGCCGUAGAUGGAUCAGGACCAGCACCUGGCUCUGAGCCCGUUCAGAUACCUCCGAAAGCACCCUCGAUAGAUCCGCCGCCGACCAUCCCUGGAGGAUCUUCCACUCCAGCAGCGACCGGUGCCGCAGAACCAUCUCAAGCUGACCUUCACGCGCUCGCUACGACCUACCUCGCUUCUCAGACUCAUCCAUUGGUCAUUCCAUCCUAUUCAUCAUGGUUCAGCAUGUCAACCAUUCACCCGAUAGAACGAAGGAGUUUACCCGAAUUCUUCAGUCAUCGAAACAGGAGUAAAACACCGGCCAUCUAUAAGGAUUACAGGGAUUUCAUGAUCAACACCUACCGCUUGAAUCCUGGCGAAUACUUGACAGUCACGGCUUGCAGGCGUAAUCUGGCGGGAGAUGUGGGAGCUAUCAUGAGAGUCCAUGCGUUCCUUGAACAGUGGGGAUUGAUAAAUUAUCAGGUCGAUCCCGAUAGUCGUCCAGCUGCACUAGGACCACCCUUCACUGGCCAUUUCCGAGUCACUCUGGACACGCCUCGAGGUUUGUCAAAUCUGGUUCACCCCGGGAGCAAACCUGGCAGUGGAUCUCUCGCUGCGACUGCUCAAGCCAAUGGCAUCUCUCCCCAUCCGACCAAUCUUGAUCUCCGCAAGUCCAUCUAUCACUCGAGUUCCAAGUCAACUCGACCAGUCUCCACAGAAGAAGCGACAAAGAUUGCCGACUCUGCGGCUGCGUCGACCAAUGGGGAAGCUGCCAAGCCUUUGUCCUUCUCAUGCGAGACGUGCGGAACUGACUGUACUCGAAUGCGAUACCAUUCGCUGAAAGAUGGAGAGUACACUGUUUGUCCAUCUUGUUUCGUCUCGGGUCGGUUUCCCAGCUCAAUGUACUCUGGGGAUUUCGUCCGAUUGGAAGAGGACAUUUUCAAGCAUGCUUCCUCGGGUGCCGGAUCCGAAUGGACGGAUCAGGAGCUACUACUUCUCCUCGAAGCGAUCGAGAUGUACGAUGACGACUGGUCAAAAGUGUCUUUACACGUCGGGACGAGGUCAAAAGAGCAGUGUAUCGCCAAAUUCCUUCAGAUACCUAUCGAGGAUCAAUAUCUUACCGCGGACAAGGCGGCGGAUCUCGGACCGCUCAGGUAUCAGGCUGGCAUCAAUGGCGUCCCCUUUGAAAGUGCCGAGAAUCCCGUCAUGUCAGUGGUGACUUUCCUGGCCAACGCCGUCGGACCCGCCGUCGCGGCGGCCGCAGCCCAGAGUGCUCUGGGUGAAUUGGCAAAUGUAGGACUGAAGCGUAAACGAGUCAACAAAUCAGAUGGAGAGAUCAAAGCAGAGAAGGACGGUUUGGAGGAGAAUGGUACAAAUGGAGAUGAAGCCGGCGUCGAGGCCAUCCAAGUGGAUGGGGAGGAUGAGGACGAUCAAGAUCGAGUGGGUGGUGUGGAAAAUGGCGAUGGUGGACACGUGAAUGGCGACUCGCAAACAGAAGUCCCGACUCGAGCGUCCGUCGAACGAGCCGCUUCGAUUGCUCUGGGCGCAGCGGCUGCCAAAGCGGCAGCUUUGGCCCGACACGAAGAUGCAAGGUUGACACAACUAGUCAACCGUCUCGUGGCUGCUCAGGUGAAGAAGAUUGAAUUGAAAUUGUCAAUGUUUGAACGGAUGGAGGAAAUGUUAGAAGAGGAGAAACGAAAGGUCGAGCUGAGUCGACAAGAUUUGUUCAAGCAAAAAGUAGACCUUCAAAGACAAUUGAACGUUGUGGAAGGUCUGGUGAAGAGAGCAAAAGAGCAAGCUGCAGCUGCGACGACUACGACCCCAGCGCCAGCGCCUGGAGAGUCUGGUGGAUCCUCAUCGCAACCUGUUGCUGAGACAGAGGUCAAAGCCGUCAAGGAUGCUCUUGGAGGUAGCUUUGCCGAUCAAGCUAUGCAGGUGGACGGGGCCACAGCGCCAUCACGGACGGAAGAAGGAUACGGACUCGCUCAGAUAUAGCUGGGACCCUAGCGGCAGCCAAAGCGAGCGAGAUCUGCCGAAAAGAGAUCAAAACGUUGGUGCUCUGUGUAUAUAGACUGUUAUGUACGAGUACCGUCGGUCACUUUAUGCAUGAAGUCGAGACGAGA
Kockovaella imperatae is the source of this 2469-nucleotide messenger RNA. RefSeq lists its product as hypothetical. The coding region runs from base 182 to 2341 and encodes 719 amino acids. Gene Ontology annotation, molecular function: histone binding; DNA binding; zinc ion binding. Gene Ontology annotation, cellular component: SWI/SNF complex. The record is from RefSeq and is a predicted model, not a curated record. Gene Ontology annotation, biological process: positive regulation of DNA-templated transcription. Lineage: Eukaryota; Fungi; Basidiomycota; Tremellomycetes; Tremellales; Cuniculitremaceae. The transcript has 3 exons.